CAGCUCGCCCAGUCCCUGGCGACCUGGCCCAGUCCGGGCCGCGGUCCCAGGUCCCGGCCCGGCGCCAUGGAACGGCGCUGGCCCCUGGGGCUCGGGCUGCUGCUGCUGCUCUACGCCCCGCUGCUCCCGGGGGCGCGCGCCAAGGAAGUCAUCCUGAUGGACACAAGCACAGCACAGGAAGAGCUGGGCUGGCUGUUGGAUCCCCCAGAGGAAGGGUGGAGUGAGGUGCAGCAGCUAAUGAACGGGACACCUCUAUACAUGUACCAGGACUGCCCCCUGCAAGAAGGUGGAGACAGUGACCACUGGCUUCGCUCCAAUUGGAUCUACCGGGGGGAGGAGGCAUCCCGUGUCCACGUGGAGCUGCAGUUCACUGUACGCGACUGCAAGAGUUUCCCUGGGGGCACAGGGCGUCCGGGCUGCAAGGAGACCUUCAACCUUCUGUACAUGGAGAGUGACCAGGAUGUGGGCAUCCAGCUCCGCAGGUCCUUGUUCCAAAAGGUGACUACAGUGGCCGCAGACCAGAGCUUCACCAUUCGAGACCUUGCAUCAGGUGCAGUUAAACUGAAUGUGGAGCGCUGCUCGUUGGGCCGCCUGACCCGCCGCGGCCUCUACCUCGCUUUCCACAACCCUGGUGCCUGUGUGGCCCUGGUGUCCGUGCGUGUUUUCUACCAGCGCUGCCCUGAGACUGUACAUGGAUUGGCCCAAUUCCCUGACACUCUCCCAGGACCCGGUGGGUUGGUGGAAGUGGCAGGGACCUGCGUGCCCUAUGCCCAUGCCAGCCCUGGCCCCGCAGGAGAGCCCCGCAUGCACUGCAGCCCCAAUGGUGAAUGGUUGGUGCCCGUGGGGCGAUGCCACUGCCAGCCUGGCUACGAGGAGGGCAGCGAGGGAUGCCUGGCCUGCCCUAGCGGCUCCUACCGGGCUGACACGGACCCACCCCAUUGUCACAAGUGUCCCCAACACAGCACAGCCGAGUCUGAGGGGUCCACCGUCUGUACCUGUGAGAACAGCUACUACAGAGCCCCUGGGGAGGGCCCCCAGGUGGCAUGCACACGUUCUCCCUCAGCCCCCCGAAACCUGAGCUUCUCCAUUUCGGGAACUCAGCUGUCCCUGCGUUGGGAACCCCCAGCAGAUAUGGGAGGACGCCAGGAUGUCAGAUACAGUGUGGGGUGUUCCCAGUGUCGGGGAGCAGCCCUGGACGGGGGCCCUUGCCAGCCCUGUGGGGGAAGUGUGUACUUCUCUCCAGGGGACAGUGGGCUCACUGUGCUUUCUGUGUGUGUCAACGGCCUUGAACCUUAUGCCAACUAUACCUUUAACAUCGAAGCCCGAAAUGGAGUGUCAGGGCUGGGCACCUCCAGCCAUGCCAGUGCCUCACUCAGCAUCAGCAUGGGGCAUGCAGAGUUGUUAUCAGGCCUAUCUCUGAGACUGGUGAAAAAAGAACCACGGCAGCUGGAGCUGACCUGGGCAGGGUCUCGGCUUCGCAUUCCCGAGGGCAACCUGAGCUACGAGCUCCAUGUGCUGAACCAGGAUGAAGAAAGGCACCAGAAGGUUCUAGAACCCAGGGUCUUGCUGACCGAACUGCAGCCAGACACCACGUACAUCGUCAGAGUGCGAAUGUUGACCCCACUGGGCCCCGGACCUUUCUCCCCUGACCAUGAGUUUCGAACCAGCCCACCAGUUUCCAGGGGCCUGACUGGAGGAGAGAUUGUAGCCAUCGUCUUUGGAGUGCUGCUUGGUGUAGCUCUGCUGCUCGGGAUUUUUGUCUUCCGUUCAAGGCGAUCUCAGCGGCAACGGCAGCAGAGGCAGCGUGAUUGCGCCACCCAUGUGGACCGAGAGGAUAAGCUCUGGCUGAAGCCUUAUGUGGACCUCCAGGCCUACGAGGACCCUGCCCAGGGGGCCCUGGACUUCACCCAGGAGCUAGAUCCAGCCUGGCUGAUGGUGGGCACUGUCAUUGGGGAAGGAGAGUUUGGGGAAGUCUAUCGAGGGACGUUAAGGCUCCCCAGCCAGGACUGCAAGACUGUGGCCAUUAAGACCUUGAAAGACACAUCUCCAGAUGGUCAGUGGUGGAACUUCCUUCGAGAGGCAACGAUCAUGGGCCAGUUCAACCACCCACACAUUCUGCAUCUGGAAGGCGUUGUCACAAAGAGAAAGCCCAUCAUGAUCAUCACAGAGUUUAUGGACAACGGAGCCCUGGAUGCCUUCCUGAGGGAGCAGGAGGACCAGCUGGUGGCUGGGCAGCUGGUGGCCAUGCUGCAGGGCAUAGCAUCUGGCAUGAGCUACCUCAGUGACCAAAGUUAUGUCCACCGGGACCUGGCCGCCAGGAACAUCUUGGUGAGUCAGAACCUGUGCUGCAAGGUUUCUGACUUUGGCCUGACCCGCCUCCUGGACAAUUUUGAUGGCACCUACGAAACUCAGGGAGGAAAGAUCCCCAUCCGUUGGACAGCCCCUGAAGCCAUUGCCCACCGGAUCUUUACCACUGCCAGUGAUGUUUGGAGCUUUGGGAUUGUGAUGUGGGAGGUGCUGAGCUUUGGUGACAAGCCCUAUGGGGAAAUGAGCAAUCAGGAGGUAAUGAAGAGCAUUGAGGAUGGGUACCGGCUGCCCCCUCCCGUGGACUGCCCUGCCCCUCUAUACGAACUCAUGAAGAACUGCUGGGCCUAUGACCGUGCCCAUCGGCCCCACUUCCACCAGCUGCAGGCACAGUUGGAGCAAUUGCUUACCAACCCCCACUCCCUCCGGACCAUUGCCAACUUCGAUCCCAGGGUGACCCUCCGCCUGCCCAGCCUGAGUGGCUCAGAUGGGAUCCCCUAUCGCAGUGUCUCUGAGUGGCUUGAGUCCAUACGAAUGAAACGCUAUAUUCUACACUUCCGCUCAGCCGGGCUGGACACCAUGGAGUGUGUGCUGGAGCUGACUGCCGAAGACCUGACGCAGAUGGGGAUUACGCUGCCAGGACACCAGAAGCGCAUUCUUUGCAGUAUUCAGGGAUUCAAGGACUGAGUGGCUACCUGCAGGGAAUGACACCACCUGAGCCCUGCCCUCACCCCACUCUCUCCUCAGGGAGCACAGAUGGGGCCUGGUCACACAUCAUGCCCCUUCCCUUAACCUACCAGUCAUAGGCCGUCGGUGCUGCUCCUGCCCAUCCUUCUGGGAGGAACUUGCCUCUGGAUCUUGGGAUCCUUUUGGUAUUAAGUAGGGAGGUAGGGGGAGAAGUCAAAGGGUAAUUAUGGGGAGGGAGUGGGGAGGAGGGUUUAAUAUAUAAAUAUAUAUAAAUAUACAUAUAUAUUUUUGUAAAUAAACAAGA
This is a messenger RNA of Choloepus didactylus (southern two-toed sloth), 3295 nucleotides long. RefSeq names its product EPH receptor A1 (gene EPHA1). Lineage: Eukaryota; Metazoa; Chordata; Mammalia; Pilosa; Megalonychidae. The record is from RefSeq and is a predicted model, not a curated record. The transcript is spliced from 18 exons. Gene Ontology annotation, biological process: axon guidance; cell surface receptor protein tyrosine kinase signaling pathway; protein phosphorylation. Gene Ontology annotation, cellular component: neuron projection; plasma membrane. Gene Ontology annotation, molecular function: protein binding; transmembrane-ephrin receptor activity; ATP binding. The coding region runs from base 67 to 2991 and encodes 974 amino acids.